AUGAUGAAGAUGAAGAAGAAGAAGAAUUCAUUCCUCCAGUUGACAGCGCUGGCUCAUCUUCUGAGGGAGAAACUGCCUCCACAUCCAAAGAGCAAAGGACAGUGACGGUCUGUGGAGAAACAUUGAGCCAACACGGUCAUUUAGCAACACAUCAGAGAAAACACACCGAACAGAAAGACUUCAGCUGCAACAUAUGCAACAUCAGUUUUCCGACCUUCAAAGAGAGAACACUUCAUUCAAAAGAGCACAGCGUGAAGAAGGAGUUUCGCUGUGAACAGUGCGGGAAGGAUUUUUUCACCACUCCUUAUAAUAUGAAAGCUCAUAUAAAGACACACGAAGAAAAGUCUCUCCAGUGCAACGAAUGUAGCAAGUUUUUCCGCAACCAACGAGAUCUUUCAAGUCAUAAGAGAAUUCACACGGGUGAAAAACCAUACAAGUGCCCUCAAUGCGAGAAGAGCUUCAGCCAGGGAUCACAUCUGAAGAGACAUCUACUCACGCACAGCAAUGAGAGACCGCAUCAGUGCAGUGAAUGUGGAAAACCUUUUAGAAGCUCAGCUUCUCUAAAGUUACACCAAAAAAUGCAUUCUGAUGACAAACCGUAUCAGUGCCCUCACUGCGAGAAGAGCUUCAAAUAUGGAAGCAGUUUGAAGAACCAUGUAUUAAUGCACACCAAUGAGAGGCCGUAUCAGUGCAGUCAAUGUGGGAAAACUUUUACAAACUCGGCUUCUCUAAAGUUACACCACAAAAUGCACUCUGAUGACAAACCGUAUAAGUGUUCACACUGUGAGAAACGUUUCUAUCAUUCGACUCACCGGAAAACCCAUGAGCGGACUCACACCGGAGAGAAACCGCACCUGUGCUCCGACUGCGGAAAGAGCUUCGCUAGUUCAUUUGCUUUCAAAAUUCAUCAGAGAGGUCACACUGGAGAAAGACCGUAUCCCUGUAGUGAUUGUGGGAAGAGUUUCUAUAAGCUAAGUGAUGUAAAAAUACACCAGAGGACUCAUACAGGAGAAAAACCUUUUAAAUGCUCACAUUGUGACAAGACUUUCGCUAUAUCAAGUUCCCUGAAGAUCCAUGAACGAAUGCAUACUGGAGAGAAACCUUACCGCUGCUCCAUCUGCGGCGAGAGAUUCGCUUUUAAAUGGGGUUUUCAGACGCACAAGAAGAAACACGCUGCCCCACAAUCAUCAUAGCUUCAUCAUUAAUCAGUAAUUAGCAGGGGCAGACUGGACACUGUCGAUCCAUCCGUCGGCCUAAGAAAAAGUGUCAGAUUAAGUGACGUUGACGGCCGACAAAAGGGGGCGCUAAUGCAAUCUAUUUUUGCUUAUAAGAAACUGAAACUGAAACUGACGCGAAGGAGAGUGGGCUUGUGAGUCGUGAUGGCAAGCAAAAGACGUGAAGAUAAAGGCGGCUGGGAGAAGCUAAAAGGAAUAAAAGUGAACAGUUACAUCAGGUUACCUUUGCCCGCCUCUCUCACUAUAGAGCAUGUAGCUUAUAGCACUAUAGUAAAAUCCCAGGACACCCUAGUCCGAGCGUCCACUGCUAUUCAUCACUCUGCAUUGUCUGGCAUGAAUAUUCCAUUCCUUCAUAAAGAGACGUUAGUGAUUCUACAAUGGGUAACAUUUGAGAGAUAGAGUAAAUGAAGUAGCCUAUAAGGUGAUUAGUCUGAUUGACAUGACACACACACACGCAGACACACACAC
Sinocyclocheilus rhinocerous is the source of this 1703-nucleotide messenger RNA. Its product is annotated as zinc finger protein 25-like. The coding region runs from base 312 to 1193 and encodes 293 amino acids. Gene Ontology annotation, molecular function: RNA polymerase II transcription regulatory region sequence-specific DNA binding; DNA-binding transcription factor activity, RNA polymerase II-specific. The record is from RefSeq and is a predicted model, not a curated record. Gene Ontology annotation, cellular component: nucleus. The transcript has 2 exons. NCBI's taxonomy places the organism in Eukaryota, Metazoa, Chordata, Actinopteri, Cypriniformes, Cyprinidae. Gene Ontology annotation, biological process: regulation of transcription by RNA polymerase II.